AUGUCUUUCCUUGCUUAGGUGUGCGAAGUUCAGCAGCACAUUCCAACAUGUCCCAAUGGCAACAAAUUCAAAUGCUGGACAAGGUUCACAUGGACCAGAUAGAUUUUCUCUAUUCAGAUGACACCUUACCCAUGGAAGUGCGUCAGUAUUUAGCUUACUGGAUUGAGGAACAAAACUGGAGCCAAGCAGUAGAACUGGACCCCUCAUUAGCCUGCUGUCUUUUCCAUACCAUGUUGUCUUCACUGGAUGAUCAGAUCGGACGUCUGGCGUUGGGCGAAGAGAACAAUGCUAACAUGUUACUUAAGCACAACUUGCGCCGUGCCAAACUGCAACUAUGGAGCAAGUAUCAAGAACAUCCCCAGGAAUUAGCCAUUGCCAUUGAUGCUCUAUUGAGACAGGAGAGAGCAAUUCUGUCCGAAGCUUUUUCUACCUCUCAGGCAAGUGUGGAUCCUCCAUCUGAUUCCCCUGUGCUUGCCAGCCAUCAGCAUAAGAUUGAGGAGCGGCUAAUGGAGAUGCAAAAGACAAUUCACGGUCUGAAAUGUUCAAUUGAGCAACACGACGAUCUACAGGAUAAUUUUGAUUUUUCUUUUCGGACACAUAAACAUUUAGAAAGCACCACUCCCGCUAGUGAACCUAUUCGGGCCAAAAUGAUUGAGAAGUUACAAAGCAUGUUAAAUAAGUUGAACCACUUCCGCCAGGAGAUACUGAGCCAAAUCCAUGAACUUCUCGGACGCUCUGAUACUUUAAGAGAUUUACUUCUGGAGGAGGUAUCAGCAUGGCAAAAUCGUCAGCGGUUAGCUUGCAUUGGAGAGAAAUGUGAUACCAGCUUAUGGCAUCUGGAAGAAUGGUUUACUAAGAAGGCUGAGAUCCUCUUCCACUUGCUGCACCUAUUAAAGAUGCUGACUGGGAUGUACGACAAGGUGACUUACCAGACAGAUCCCCUCAAGAGCCAGUUGCCCCUUCUGGUCAGGCGGCUUCAGGAGCAAAUAAUCUGCCUCUUGAAAAGUGCUUUUGUGGUGGAGGUACAGCCUAAGAUGCAAGUUCCCAAUCAACGUCCAUUGGUGCUAAGAACCAACCACAAGUUCUCCGUCCGGGCCAGACUACUGGUAAAACUUCGGGAUGAAAACAACUCAUUGGUGGUGUCGAUUGACAUUGACCGGGAUGCUACUAAUUUGACCGGGUUCCGGAAGUUCAAUAUUUUGACAUCCAGCACCAAAACCUUGAUUAUGGAUGAUCCCCAAAAGAAAGGACUCGUUUGUGAUUUUAAGUACAUUUCACUGAAAGAGCAGAAAAUCUCGGGUGCAGGGAAAGGCAACAAAGGGAUUAGUGAGGGAUCGUUGUCUGUCACCGAAGAAUUGCACAUUAUCACUUUCACCCUGCAUUACUGCUAUCGAGGUAUCAAGUGCCAGCUACAGACAUCCACCUUGCCAGUGGUGAUUGUUUCCAAUGCCAACCAGCUCUCCAGCGCUUGGGCUUCCAUUUUAUGGUUUAUUAUGCUCAGCAGAGAUACUAAGAACCAACUGUUUUUCUCCCAACCACCAGAGGCCACCUGGGCCCAGCUUUCCAGUGUAUUGUCCUGUCAAUUCUCAGCAGUUACUGAACGAGGCCUGGAUAACCAUCAGCUCAAGAUGCUGGGAGAAAAACUCUGUGGGCCAGGCGUGAACUUACAGAGUACCAUCACAUGGGAUCAGUUUUCAAAGGAAGCGACUGCAAGCACCCCAGGGGACAAUAAUUUCAGCUUCUGGACCUGGAUUGAUGGGAUCCUACUCCUGAUUCAAGAGCAUCUGCUGCAGCUCUGGAAGAAAAAUCUCAUCAUGGGAUUUGUAAGCCGCAAAUAUGAAAAGCGUUUGCUGAAAAGGAAAAUGGCUGGCACCUUCCUGAUACGUUUCAGUGAGAGUACCUCCAAUGGUGGCAUCACCUUUACCUGGGUAGACUUUAACAAUGAUGGUACUCCGGAAUUCCAUUCAGUUGAGCCCUACACCAAGAAAGAGCUGGAGUUCCUUUCACUGCCUGAUAUCAUCCGAGAUUACCAACUCCUGGCUAAAGAAGUUGUUCCAGAGAAUCCACUCCUUUACCUGUAUCCUGACACUCCAAGGGAUGACGCUUUUGGUUCUUACUACAAAGAACGCCGGGAAGUAAGCACGAUGGAAAAAAGAAAAUACUUGAACCGUCGCCUGAUCAGAGUCUCUACGCAACCAGGAGAGACUCAGAUGCCAGAUGUAAAAGAACUACUCCCUAUAAGCAAUGAGUUGGCAGCUGAUGAAGUGCAGAAUCCUGAGUAUAAAGUGGAGAACUGUCUGCUUGGGCAACCAGGAGAGACUCAGAUGCCAGAUGUAAAAGAACUACUCCCUAUAAGCAAUGAGUUGGCAGCUGAUGAAGUGCAGAAUCCCGAGUAUAAAGUGGAGAACUGUCUGCUUGACAAGGAAGAUCCUUUUCUUUUCCAGUCAAACGAAGAGCAACAGGAACCUUCCAUCCUAUUUGAUAUGCCACACUUGCAUGUGGAUGACCCAGAUUUCCAAAACCUGCUCAUCGUUGAGAAUAUAAGCAAUGAUACUCCUGGAAUUGAAAUUGAGGAUUUAAUGAACCUUUAUGCUAAGGUAGAAGUAGGUUCAUGUGUGUAGGACACACACACAAUUCUCUACAUGUCCUUUAUUCCCCCCAUUCUUUCUUGCCUAUAAUAUACAAUCAAGGCCAUCGACAUAUAGGAAAAUAUAUUCUGGUUUCUCUUAGCUUCUCUCCACAAAUCUUUGGACAAAAGUUUCUCCCAUAAAUUGCCACUAUUUAACCAUUUAAGUUCUUUCUUAACAGCUAUUUCUUCUAUCAUGCCUGGAUUGGGGCAAAACUACGGAUGAAGGGUUGGACUCCCUCCUAUGCACAUGCACACCCUUAUAGAAUUCAUGAAAGCUGAAAUUUGUUGACUUCCAAAAGGCUUGCAUGUUGACUGACUCUUGAUUAUACUUGGGAUCAAGUUAAGAAAAAGUCAAAUAGCUCUUCAUUUUGAGUUACAGGAUUUGCAAAAAGCAAGUUUGGGAAAAGGGAAUAUAAUUUACUAGAAUCUAGAAAAGUAGUGUGAAAAAAGACACCCAGAAAUAUAAAAAUGAUGUGCUCAUUCAAUUAUUUGGGUAAGAUAGAGACUUUUUGAAUUAAUGGCUCAGCAACCAUCUAAUUUAUUAGCAGGUGUGUUUGUUUAAAAAAAAAAUAUCACAGUUGCUGCUUGCUAGAAUUAGAGUUACCAUGACAGUAAUCAAUGACUAAUACUGAGCUUUCAUUUCUGUUUGCCUUGCCUCUCAGCUGUAAAUUUGUAAAUAAACAGAUGCUACAAAAUAAACCUUCAGUCUGCAUUCUUUAUGGGAAGCUGAUCCAGUCGAGCUGUUCUGGAAUUUCUCAUCAUAUGGAGAAGUGGCAAGGACCAACCAGAUCAAACUGUACUUUGGUAAAAUUGAGCAAAUACGAGCUGCAUCCACACCAAUGCUUUCCUCAAAUACAUGUGUGUAAUUUUUUACUAUCCUCUGCAAUUCUGGGAUCUUUCACUCCUUUUAUUUUAAUAAUAAAAAAACAUUCAGAUCAUUGUCAAA
Molecule: messenger RNA, 3575 nt
Organism: Pantherophis guttatus
Lineage: Eukaryota; Metazoa; Chordata; Lepidosauria; Squamata; Colubridae
Source: RefSeq, a predicted model, not a curated record